GGUAUCUUGGAUCCAUCUUCUUCGGCAAAGUUGGACGUGGUUGCACACGUGAAGGGUGUGGAGUUGUUUGGCCUCAAAGUCAAAGCCCCAUUGUCUAUGUAUACAGAGGGAGUCUACACUCUUCCCAUGCUUUCCAUCAAGUCUACCAAGGGAACGGGAGUGGUCACCAGUGUUCCAAGUGAUUCCCCAGAUGACUGGGCAGCCUUACGGGAUAUCAAAAAGAAGCCGGCUUUACGAGAAAAAUAUAACAUUACAGAUGACAUGGUGAUGCCCUACGAACCGGUGGAAAUCAUCGAAACACCUGGCUUGGGGAAACUAGCCGCUGUAACAGUGGUGGAUCAGAUGAAAAUUCAAAGUCAGAACGACACGGAUAAAUUGCUUGAAGCAAAAGAAAAAGUUUACAAAGCCGGAUUCUAUGAUGGAGUUCGUCGCAGUUUCGAAGCAACUUUGAAUUGGUUACAUGAACACGCCUGCUCACGCACCUACGGACUUGGCACGCAUUUGCCUUGGGAUGAAAAGUGGCUAAUUGAGUCACUUUCGGAUUCCACCAUUUACAUGGCUUACUACACUGUGGCGCAUAUUCUUCAACAAGGUUGUCUUCGUGGUGACAAGCCGGGUCCGUUCGGGAUAAACCCGGAACACAUGACUCCAGAAGUAUGGGAUUUCAUAUUUCUUGGCGAGGGUGAUCCAAGCAAAAUUAUUGAGCAACAACACAAGUCCACAUUAACUGUGGAUCUGUUGAAACGUCUUCGUCGUGAAUUUCUCUUCUGGUAUCCAGUAGAUCUACGUUCUAGUGGCAAAGAUUUGAUACCAAAUCAUCUCACGUACUACUUGUACAACCAUACUGCGAUUUGGCCCAAUCAACCGGAACUCUGGCCCCGUUCCGUUCUAGCCAACGGUCACCUAUUGUUGAAUUCGAGCAAGACUGUGGGAUAUUGA
This is a messenger RNA of Echinostoma caproni, 939 nucleotides long. The record is from the annotation of a GenBank genome assembly. Lineage: Eukaryota; Metazoa; Platyhelminthes; Trematoda; Plagiorchiida; Echinostomatidae.